AUAUAGAGUAAGACUAUAUACAACACACUCGUAAUUAUGUUUUUUGAAAAUUGACCGUAUAACAAAAGCUUAAUGCAUCGACCCGAUCUUUCCGACUCUCAAAUUAGUUAAGUCCACGCGCUACACGUCUUGGUAAACUUCUUAGCCCCUUCCUCUCUCCCUUCCCACUCUCUUCUUCUCCAUCUCACCUAUAACUUCUCCAGUUUUACAUAUAUAUAUAUACCUAUAACUUCACCAAAAUCAUCUAAUCUCUCUGAAAUUCAGUUUUCUCAUCUGGGUCUGUCUUGUUUUUGAUCAUUCUUGAGUUUUUCUCUUGUGGGUAUUCCUUGAUUUUGCUCAAAACCGUCAAAUUUUGAAUCUUUUUGUUGUGGGUCUGUCUUGUUUUGCUCAAAGUUUGAAUCUUUCUAUUGUGGGUGUCUCUUGAAACCCUUGAAAAAUGGUGCGUUGUAGUAACAAUUUAGUGGGGAUUCUGAAUAUAGUGACACUUUUGCUGUCGAUCCCAAUUAUAGGAGGAGGGAUAUGGUUGUCAAAACAAGCAAAUACAGAGUGUGAGAGAUUUCUUGAAAAGCCAGUAAUAGCAAUAGGUGUUUUUAUAUUGCUUGUUUCAUUGGCUGGUAUAAUUGGAUCUUGCUGUAGAGUUACUUGGUUACUUUGGGUUUAUCUACUUGUUAUGUUUUUGUUGAUUUUGUUGCUUUUCUGUUUCACAAUCUUUGCUUUUGUGGUGACUAAUAAGGGUGCUGGUGAAACAAUUUCUGGUAGAGGGUAUAAGGAGUAUAGAUUUGGGGAUUACUCUAAUUGGUUGCAGAAAAGAGUUGAUAAGCAUUGGAAUAGAAUUCAUAGUUGUUUGCAGGAUAGUAAGAUUUGUGAUACCUUGAUUCAGGAAUCUAAUACUAAAGCUGAUGAUUUCUUCAAGAAACAUCUAUCUGCUCUUCAGUCUGGUUGCUGCAAGCCAUCGAAUGACUGUAACUUCCAGUACGUGAGCCCAACAAACUGGACAAGAUCAUCGACCUCAUCCACUACCAAUCCAGACUGUGCUACAUGGAGCAACGAGUCAAAUUUAUUGUGCUAUGGCUGCCAAUCCUGCAAAGCUGGGCUGCUAGACAACAUCAAGAGUGAUUGGAAGAGGGUAGCUGUGCUCAACAUCAUUUUCCUCGUCUUCCUCAUCAUCGUCUACUCUAUCGGAUGUUGUGCUUUCAGGAACAACCGAGAGGACAAUGCUUGGAAGCGUUAUCCUUAAACACUCUCUGUUGAGUCUCGACUGCUUUAUGUUGCGUAUCGUAUAGACUAUAGAUCACUUAGUAUGAGUUUAUGCUCUUUCUUGUACAGAGUGUAUUUCUUCUGCUAGACAAUUUACUUAUGGCUUUUGGAUAUAUGUGAAUUCCUAUUAUUGAAUUCUUUGUUUAGAAUUGUCUUCUUGAUUAGAUGGAGUCUUUCAUCUACA
This is a messenger RNA of Solanum pennellii, 1441 nucleotides long. Its product is annotated as tetraspanin-8-like. Gene Ontology annotation, biological process: auxin-activated signaling pathway. The transcript has 2 exons. Gene Ontology annotation, cellular component: plasma membrane; plasmodesma. NCBI's taxonomy places the organism in Eukaryota, Viridiplantae, Streptophyta, Magnoliopsida, Solanales, Solanaceae. The record is from RefSeq and is a predicted model, not a curated record. The coding region runs from base 437 to 1237 and encodes 266 amino acids.